Molecule: messenger RNA, 3237 nt
Organism: Rhagoletis zephyria (snowberry fruit fly)
Lineage: Eukaryota; Metazoa; Arthropoda; Insecta; Diptera; Tephritidae
Gene: sn
Product: fascin domain-containing protein singed
Biological process (GO): cell migration; establishment or maintenance of cell polarity; actin filament bundle assembly
Cellular component (GO): actin cytoskeleton; cytoplasm
Molecular function (GO): actin filament binding; protein-macromolecule adaptor activity
Source: RefSeq, a predicted model, not a curated record
GUAUUAUAUAUCUACGAUCUCAUCUUAAUAAAUAUCUAUCGGUCGAUACGUUUGGCAAUGUGCUAUGCGAGACGGAUGAACGCGACGCCGGCAGUCGUUUCCAGAUAAGCAUCAGUGAGGAUGGCACUGGCCGUUGGGCAUUAAAGAACGAAUCACGUGGUUAUUUCCUUGGCGGUACACCCGACAAACUCGUAUGUACCGCUAAAACUCCUAGCGCCAGCGAAUUCUGGACAGUACACUUGGCUGCUAGGCCACAAGUGAAUUUGCGUUCGAUUGGACGUAAGCGCUUCGCUCAUCUGUCCGAAUCACAAGAUGAGAUACAUGUCGAUGCGAAUAUUCCAUGGGGUGAAGAUACGCUAUUUACAUUGGAAUUCCGCGCAGAGGAGGGCGGACGUUAUGCCUUGCAUACAUGCAACAACAAGUAUUUGAAUGCCAACGGCAAACUGCAAACUAUUUGCAAUGAGGAUUGUCUCUUCAGCGCUGAAUAUCAUGGCGGACACUUGGCGCUGCGUGACAAACAAAGCCAGUAUCUUUCUCCAAUCGGCUCCAAGGCUGUGCUAAAAUCGCGUUCUUCCACUGUGACACGUGAUGAGCUAUUCUCGUUGGAAGAUUCCUUGCCGCAAGCAUCGUUUAUAGCUGAGUUGAAUUCGCGUUAUGUAUCGGUGAAACAAGGCGUCGAUGUGACCGCCAAUCAGGAUGAGGUGGGCGAGAACGAGACAUUCCAAUUGGAGUUUGACUGGUCGGCUCAUCGCUGGGCGUUGCGCACAACACAAGAUCGCUAUUGGUGUCUGUCCACUGGUGGUGGCAUACAAGCCACUGGUAAUAGACGUUGUGCUGAUGCGCUUUUCGAACUGGUCUGGCACGGUGAUGGCUCAUUGUCGUUCCGCGCGAAUAAUGGCAAAUUUUUGGCUACGAAACGUUCCGGACACUUAUUUGCCACCUCAGAAAGUAUUGAGGAAAUAACAAAGUUCUAUUUCUAUUUGAUAAAUAGACCCAUACUUGUACUUAAAUGCGAACAGGGCUUUGUUGGCUAUCGCACGCCCGGCAAUCUUAAGCUGGAAUGCAAUAAGGCCACAUACGAAACGAUCUUGGUGGAGCGCGCCCAAAAGGGUUUGGUUCACUUGAAGGCACACAGCGGCAAAUACUGGCGCAUUGAUGGCGAAGGCAUCGCCGUCGAUGCGGACGCACCCGCUGAUGGUUUCUAUUUGGAGUUGCGAGAACCGACACGAAUUUGCAUAAGAUCGCAAACUGGCAAAUAUUUGGGUGCCACGAAAAACGGCGCUUUCAAGCUGCUCGACGAUGGCAGCGAUUCGGCCACACAAUGGGAAUUCUAAAGCGGUAUUGACGGCUAAAAGUGCUGGGUAUUUGCUUAACUGAUAAUCCUGUUAGUAUGUAAUUUGAAUGCUGCAUACAUACAUACAUAUAUGCAAAAGUGAAUGAUAACAAAAAUAAGAAGAAUAAGUGUUUGCCAAUAAUGAAUAUGGAAAAGCUUAUGUACACACACACACACACACGCAUACUUACAUAUAUUUAUUAGAAAUGAUAAAGUGAGUAAAAAAGAUAAAAAGGCAACAAAAUAAACUUAAAUAAAAUGCAAUAUAGUUGAGCGACUAAAAUCGUUUAACAUAAAUAAAUGAUUAUGAAUUAAUAAAUUGUAAGAAUACGCAUGCAAUUAAUAAACUAACUAAAAAUACAAUACAAAUGCAAUUGGAGAUUUAAGAAAGCGAAUACUUAAGAAGAGCUAAAUGCAGUUGGUCAAAAUACGCCGUUGAGCGCACGCUUUUACAUACAUAAAGACAUACAUACAAACAUAUUGAAAGCAAACAUAAUAUUUUUAUACCGUACCAGAUGUGAAAGGAAUUAAGAAAACAUAUACAUGUGUAAACAAAAAAUACAAACAAAAAAUUGCCAACCAAAACAGGAAACGCACAAUUUUUUACAGAAUUUUAUACAGGAAGAAAACUUAGCUUUUAUAUCAAGAAUAAACGGAAAACAUUUAAUAAAAAAUUUGCAUUGCCCUGAGGAAAAGCUUAAGUGGUGCGGCGGCAAACGCGCGGUAAAAAAAACGGAGAUGUUUGCAAUAUGAAGUGCUAAAGCAAACUGGCGCGUCAGAAUUUUAGGAAAAUCUUAUUUUAAAUGUUCCAUAUCGCUGAUGAAAUGUAGAAAGGCCCGAACGCAACAAAGAUUUUGGUUUGAGCUCAAAUUACGAUUAAGUUGAAAAAUAAGAUAGUUCUCGUAUCUCCAACGUUGUUUCUCAACCGUAUCUCAAGUGGAGAAUCAUAGCGUUCUCAACAAAAAAGGGCAUUUUCUUUGUAUGUAUGAAAAUAGGAUGGUUUCUCAACUUAAGAAAAAGUUAGUUUCUCAAUUUGAACUCCAAUGUAAUUCUCCAAUUGGUCUCAAACAUAUCAUCGAAACGACAUAGAAAAAUUUAGAGCCUUUCUACAAGGUGUCGCAAAAAGAAUAACCCUAUUGUCUUUUAAUGUCGUUUCAAAAAUAAUUCAAGUAUAGUUAUUUUUUAAGCGAAUGUGGUUAUUAGAGGCAAUUAACGAAAUUUUUUCAUGUCUGGAGAAUGAUAUCUGAUAGGUGGCCGCCGCCAGAGUUGAUGCAUAUUUCGGUUCUUUUGUUUUUUUUUUUUGUUUGUUAAAGUAGACCUUACCCCGUUGAGUAACACCACAGAAAGUAGUCUUGGGCCGUCAGGUCGGGCCAUCUCGCUUCAACCGAAAUCUCCUAAUCGAGAAAUUAAACGGCCUAGACAAGUUUUCCUCAACAAAUUUUCCGCGUUCUGCUAGAGUAUGCCUCGGCAUUUUGAAACACAAUAAAUUUCUUAACUGUCACUCGUAAAAUGUCAUAAAAAACCUAAUUAUAUUCACCACCAACUGCAAAAGUUUUAAUGUCUUCAAAUAGAGUUACUCAUUCUGUGCCACCUUGCAUAUUUAAUCAACGAUAGUUUGUUACAUUUUGGUCAAAACUAAACAAAACGAUAACAACAGUUUGUCAGUGACAUAUAAGAAGAAGAAGCAGUGCCAAAAUAGAUGGGUCAAUCCAUAUAAAUUCGACCAUUUGUGAUUUUGAAUUUUUGUCAGAACUUUUCUUUCAGCAUAUAACGAGGUUCCGCCAAAGAAAAAAAAUAUAUACAAAAAAUUUCGAAAUCUCAAAAAAUAGUAUAGUUACCAAAAAUGUCUGGUCUCGGUUUAAAGAGGCUGUUUGGGGCUUUAUAAAAACAUACAUGUGUACAUA